Molecule: messenger RNA, 3430 nt
Organism: Equus caballus (horse)
Lineage: Eukaryota; Metazoa; Chordata; Mammalia; Perissodactyla; Equidae
Gene: SLC4A1
Product: solute carrier family 4 member 1
Biological process (GO): regulation of intracellular pH; bicarbonate transport; transmembrane transport
Cellular component (GO): plasma membrane; basolateral plasma membrane
Molecular function (GO): bicarbonate transmembrane transporter activity; solute:inorganic anion antiporter activity; monoatomic anion transmembrane transporter activity
Source: RefSeq, marked provisional
AGAGCUGUGCGAGCUCAGCUGGUCGCAGAGGGCACCGGCGGCUGCAGGAGGCUGCCCAGGGAACCCGAGGCUGGUGAACAGGGACCCGCAGUGCGGGUUAUGCUGAGGGCUCGGAUCACCAGGGACAAAGGGACAAUUAGGACAGCGCCAUGGAUGAUUCCCAGGAGAAUCCUGAAGAGAUAGAGGUGAUUGUGGAGGAGGAUUAUGAAGGCCCAGGUAUCAUUACAUCCCCGCCGGAGGCGAUUAUGGAGGAGGAUUAUGAAGGCCCAGGUGUCUCUAUGUCUCAGCCGGAGGAGCCAGUAGCUCACCCCACCGAGCGGACAGCUGCAGACCACCACACCAUCACGCACCCAGGCACCGGUGAGGUCUACGUGGAGCUGCAGGAACUGGUGAUGGACGGGAAGAACCGGGAGCUGCAGUGGAUGGAGGCAGCGCGCUGGGUGCGACUGGAGGAGAACCUGGGGGAGGACGGGGCCUGGGGCCGCCCACACCUGUCUUACCUCAACUUCUGGAGCCUCCUGGACCUGCAGAGAGCCUUUGCCAAGGGUUCUGUCCUCCUGGACCUGUCAGAGACCUCCCUGGCCGGGGUGGCCGAGAAGCUGCUGGACCGCUUUAUCUAUGAUGGGCUGAUUCGGCCUCAGUAUCGAGAAGACCUGCUCUGGGUCCUGUUGCUCAAACACAGCCAUGCCAGAGACCUAAAGGAGCUAGAUGGUGUGAAGCCCACGGUCCUGACACCUUCUGGGGGCACUUUACAGCCUCUGCUUCCCGAACACCCUUCGCUGGAGACACAGCUCUUCUGUGCACAGGGAGAGGGGGACACAGAAGAGAGCUCGCCAUCUGGAAUUCUAGAAAAGAUAUCCCCGGAUUCAGAGGCCGCCCUGGUGUUAGUGGGCCGCAUCUCCUUCCUGGAGAAGCCAGUGCUGGGCUUUGUGCGGCUGCGGGAAGCUGUGGAGCUGGAGGCCACCGUGGAGCCCUCCGUGCCUGUGCGCUUCCUCCUUGUGUUGCUGGGACCCGAGGCGCCCCACACGGACUACACUCAGCUCGGUCGGGCUGCUGCCACCCUCAUGUCGGAGAGAGUGUUCCUCAAUGAGGCAAACACGGCCCAGAGCAAGGAGGAGCUGGUGCGCUCCCUAGAGGGCUUCCUGGACUGCAGCCUGGUGCUGCCUCCCUUGGAUGCCCCCUCGAAGCAGGCGCUGCUGAGUCUGGUGCCUGUGCAGAGGGAGCUGCUGCGGAGACGCUACCUGCCCAGCCCUGCGAAGCCGGACCCCAGCUUCUACAAGAGCCUAGAUUUGGGUAGGGGUCCAGGGGUCCCUAGUGGCCCAGAGGACCCUCUGCAGCGGACAGGCUAUCUCUUCGGGGGCCUGGUGCAUGACAUCAAGCGCCGCUACCCCCACUACUUGAGUGACAUCACAGACGCGCUCAGCCCCUCCGUCCUGGCUGUCGUCUUCUUCAUCUACUUUGCCGCCCUGUCACCUGCUAUCACCUUUGGCGGCCUCCUGGGAGAAAAGACAUACAACCAGAUAGGAGUGUCAGAGCUGCUCUUGUCCACUGCACUGCAGGGCAUCAUCUUCUGCCUGCUGGGGGCUCAGCCCCUGCUUGUGAUUGGCUUCUCAGGACCCCUGCUCGUAUUUGAGGAAGCCUUCUUCUCGUUCUGCGACAGGCAAGGCCUGGAGUACAUCGUGGGCCGUGUGUGGAUCGGCUUCUGGCUCAUCCUGCUGGUGGUGCUCGUGGUGGCCUUUGAGGGCAGUGUCCUGGUCCGCUUCAUCUCCCGCUACACCCAGGAGAUCUUCUCCUUCCUCAUCUCCCUCAUCUUCAUCUAUGAGACCUUCAGCAAGCUGGUCAAGAUCUUCCAGGAGCACCCACUACAGAGGAAUUAUGACCAGAAUGUGAUCACAGAGCCCAAACCUCAGGCCCCCAUGCCUAACACAGCCCUCCUCUCCCUUGUUCUCAUGGCCGGCACCUUCUCCAUUGCCAUGAUGCUGCGCAAGUUCAAGAACAGCACCUACCUCCCCGGCAAGCUGCGACGGAUAAUCGGGGACUUUGGGAUUCCUAUCUCUGCCCUGAUCAUGAUCAUGGUGGAUUUCCUCAUCCAGGAUACCUACACCCAGAAACUCAGUGUGCCUGAAGGUUUCUCGGUGUCCAACACCUCGUUCCGGGGCUGGCUCAUCCACCCACUGGGCUUGUAUACCCGUUUCCCGACGUGGAUGAUGUUUGCCUCGGUCCUGCCUGCCAUGCUGGUCUUCAUCCUCAUCUUCCUUGAGUCCCAGAUCACCACGCUGAUUAUCAGCAAACCAGAGCGCAGGAUGGUCAAGGGCUCCGGCUUCCACCUGGACCUGCUACUGAUUAUGGGCAUGGGCGGGCUGGCCCCCCUCUUUGGGAUGCCCUGGCUCAGUGCCACCACUGUGCGUACUAUCACCCACGCCAAUGCCCUCACCGAUGUGGCUAAGGCCAGCACCCCAGGGGCUGAAGCCCAGAUCCAGGUCAGGGAGCAGCGGAUCAGCGGGCUCCUGGUCGCUUUGCUUUUGGGCUUGUCCAUCCUCAUGGGACCCGUCCUGCGUCGCAUCCCCCUGGCUGUGCUGUUUGGCAUCUUCCUCUACAUGGGGGUCACAUCCCUCAGCGGCAUCCAGUUCUUUGACCGCAUCUUGCUUCUGUUCAAGCCGCAGCAGUACCACCCGGAUGUGCCCUACGUCACGCGGGUAAAGACCUGGCGCAUGCACUUGUUCACGAUCACCCAGAUCAUCUGCGUGGUGGUGCUGUGGGUGGUGAAGACCUUCCCGGACAGCUCACUGGCCCUGCCCUUCGUCCUCAUCCUCACAGUGCCCCUGCGCCACUUCCUGCUGCCAAUGAUCUUCAGGAAUCUGGAGCUCCAGUGUCUGGAUGCUGACGAUGCCAAGGCGAUCUUUGAUGAGGAGGAAGGUCAGGAUGAAUACGACGAGGCGACCAUGGCCGUGUAAGGGGAGGGCCUGGGCCUCAGAGCCUCCUCCACCAUUCCUCUUCCCCACUCUCCCGGGAAAAGCAGAAGUUCAUGGGCACCUCAUGCUCUGCAGGCCCCUCCUGGGACAGCAGUUGAGGCCCUGGGGCUGUGGGCAAGGGAAGGAAGGGGUGUCUGGGAAACUUUCCACUAAGGGUAGAUCAGCUUUUCUGCCUGGAAAUGGCCAGUGGAGCCCAUACUGGGGAUCCGAUGUGCAGUCUCUCCUGCUGCCACACUGCCAUAUGGGGACUCUGGCUGAAAGACUCAGGUCUGAGCCCCCUCUCCUCACAGCACAGACAGGGGCAGUCGCGAGAGCAGGAGUUGGUGGGUGGUUCAAGUUCCUGCCUGCUGUGUGACCUUGGGCAAGUCCCUCGACCUCUCCAGCCUCUGCUUCCUCUUCUGUAAAAUGGGUAUAUUGAUAAUAAUACCCACAUUACAGGAUGGUUACUGAGGGCCAAA